AUGGCACCCUCAAUCGAUGGCGCAUGUGACCGGCCCCUCACCUGCGUGUGCGGUGCAGCUCCCUCUCUAUGCUCAGCACCCGGCUUCGCGUCAGCCCCAGCUCUCCCUUGGCCUCCUCGAGCCGGUGCUGCAACUCCUCGGCAUCGUGCCGCCUUGCCUCCAGCUCCUGUACUUUGGCGGCCAGGUCAAGGGAUGUUGUGCGGAGGACCGCGCGCGUGCAGCUCAGCUCGUCUGCCAUGUCGCUCAGCUGGGAGGUGGUGGACGACAGCGCGGACCGAGUCCGGAUGA
Auxenochlorella protothecoides is the source of this 288-nucleotide messenger RNA. RefSeq lists its product as hypothetical. NCBI's taxonomy places the organism in Eukaryota, Viridiplantae, Chlorophyta, Trebouxiophyceae, Chlorellales, Chlorellaceae. The coding region runs from base 1 to 288 and encodes 95 amino acids. The record is from RefSeq and is a predicted model, not a curated record. The transcript has a single exon.